AUGACUGCCUCGACUAGCUACAAGGACAAGGCGUACAUCAACGGCAAGUGGGUGGCUGCCGCCAGCGGCAAGACCUUCCCCGUCACCAACCCCGCCACUGGCGAGGUUAUCGGCAACGUCCCCGACCUCUCGAAGGAGGAGGUGCUCGAGGCCGUCAAGGCCGCCGAGGACGCCUACCCGUCGUGGAGCAACACCCCGCCCAAGACCCGCCAGGACAUUCUCAUGAAGUUCUACCACCUCAUGCUUGAGCGCACCGAGGAGCUCUCCAAGCUCAUCACCCUCGAGAACGGCAAGCCCCUCGCCGACGCGACCACCGAGCACAAGUACUCGGCUUCGUUCAUGGAGUGGUUCGCCGCCGAGGCUGUCCGCACCAACGGCGACGUCAUCCCCUCGACCAUUCCCGGCCUCCGCAACAUGGUGAUCAAGCAGCCCAUCGGCGUCGUCGGCAUCAUCACUCCCUGGAACUUCCCAUCGGCCAUGAUCACCCGUAAGAUCGGCCCUGCCAUGGCCGCCGGCUGCACCUGUGUGAUCAAGGCUCCCUCCGACACUCCCCUUUCGGCUCUCGAGCUCAUGGCCAUUGCUGAGGAGGCUGGCGUCCCCGCCGGUGUGCUCAACCUCGUCACCUCGAAGAGCUCGCGCAUGGUCGCCGAGGUCCUCUGCUCUCACCCCGUGAUCAAGAAGAUCUCAUUCACCGGCUCGACUGGUGUCGGCAAGCAGCUCAUGCAGCAGAGCAGCUCGACCCUCAAGAAGCUCUCGAUGGAGCUUGGCGGCAACGCUCCCUUCAUCGUCUUUGAGGACGCCGACAUUGACGAGGCCGUCAAGGGCGCCGUUAUCGCAAAGUUCCGCUCGUCGGGCCAGACCUGUGUCUGCGCCAACCGCAUCUUCGCCCACGCCAAGGUGUACGACGAGUUCACUUCCAAGCUCGCUGAGGCUGUCCGCGGCUUCAAGGUCGGCAACGGCCUUGAGAAGGGCAUCACCCACGGCCCUCUUAUCCACGACCGCGCCGUCGCCAAGGUCAAGGAGCACGUCGACGACGCCGUCUCCAAGGGCGCCAAGGUGCUUGUUGGUGGCAAGGCCACUGGAGGCAACUUCUUCGAGCCCACCGUCCUUGUCAACGUCCCCAUCUCGGCUGUUGUGUCCAAGGACGAGACCUUUGGCCCCCUUGCCCCUUGCUACAAGUUUGAGAGCGAGGACGAGGUCAUCCAGCUUGCCAACGACACCGAGUUUGGCCUCGCCGGCUACUUCUACUCGCGUGACAUCGGGCGCGUCUGGCGUGUCUCGGAGGCUCUCGAGGUUGGCAUGGUCGUCGCCAACUCGGGCAUCCUGUCGCAGGCCACCAUUCCCUUCGGCGGUGUCAAGGAGUCGGGCUUCGGCAAGGAGGGUUCAAAAUAUGGCAUUGAGGACUACCAGAUCGUCAAGCUCGUCGCCAUGGGCGGCCUCGGCACCAAGUACUAA
Molecule: messenger RNA, 1455 nt
Organism: Cutaneotrichosporon cavernicola
Lineage: Eukaryota; Fungi; Basidiomycota; Tremellomycetes; Trichosporonales; Trichosporonaceae
Exons: 3
Coding region: 1-1455 (484 amino acids)
Biological process (GO): GABA catabolic process
Cellular component (GO): cytoplasm
Molecular function (GO): succinate-semialdehyde dehydrogenase (NAD+) activity
Source: RefSeq, a predicted model, not a curated record